Molecule: messenger RNA, 1971 nt
Organism: Ostreobium quekettii
Lineage: Eukaryota; Viridiplantae; Chlorophyta; Ulvophyceae; Bryopsidales; Ostreobiaceae
Source: the annotation of a GenBank genome assembly
AUGGGAUUCGAUCUCCUGACGGAGGUGGCGCCAGCCAGGCCGGCCACGGGCGACCUGCCGUCCGCCGGGCCCACCUACAGGGCGGCCGCGUUUAAGGACGGCGCGCCCAGCCUCGAGGGCGUGACCACGCUGCUGGAGGUGUUCGACAGGAGCGUGGAGCGGUACCCGACGGCGGACUGCCUGGGCUGCCGGCCGGUGGCGGACGGCAAGGCGGGGGACUAUGUGUGGUGGACAUACAAGGACACGUCGAAGAAAGUGGCGGCGGUAGGAUCGGCGCUGAAGGAGCUGGGCAUCGCGGCGGGCGCCAAAGUGGGCGUGUUCGGGGCCAACUGCCCUGAGUGGAUGCUGGCCAUGCAGGCGUGCAACCGGAUGAGCUACACGUGCGUGCCCCUGUACGACAGCCUUGGCGAGGACGCCGUGGAGUACAUCGUGCAGCACAGCGGCGCCAGCGCGGUGUUCGUGUCGCAGAAGAAAUUCGCCAAGCUGGCUGACGCGCUGGCCAAGCUGAAGGGCCAGGUCAAGGUGGUGGUGUACUGGGGGGAGUCCGACGAGGCGUGCGUGAAGGCCGCCGAGGCGGCCAAGGCGUCCGUCCACUCCCUGGAAGACUUGAUGAAGCUGGGAGAGAACAAGCCCUGUGACGCCGUACCGCCCAAGCCCGACGAUCUGAGCACCAUCAUGUACACCAGCGGCACGACGGGGCAGCCCAAGGGAGUCAUGCUGACCCACAAGUCAGUCACUGCCCAGGUGGUGUCUCUCGCCACAUACCUGGGCCAAUUUGGGAAAUGGGGUCCUGGCGACAUUUUCCUCUCGUAUUUGCCUCUCGCCCAUAUUUUUGACAGGACUGCGGAAGAACUGUUUUUGCACCUUGGUGGUGCUAUUGGGUACUGGAGGGGAGACAUAGCUGGCCUUGUGGAUGACAUGGCAGCCCUGCAGCCCACCAUGUUCGUCGGAGUGCCUCGUGUGUUUGACAGAAUCUACGCCCGUGUCACCUCCCAAGUGGCUUCAUCCAGCUUCCUGAAGAAAUUCCUCUUCAACUACGCUUUCAAGAGAAAGCUCCAUUUUCUGGACCAGGGCAUCAAGGCUGAAGAGGCCACGCCUCUGCUGGACUGUCUCAUUUUCAACAAGAUCAAGGACAGGCUUGGGGGCAAGGUGAAGCUGAUCGUCACUGGUGGUGCGCCGAUCGCCCUGCACACAGAGAACUUCCUCAGGGUGUGCUUCUGCUGCCCAGUCGUCCAGGGCUAUGGGCUGACUGAAACAUGUGCCGGUUCGUUCAUCGCCAUCCCUGAUGCCAAGGGCAUGUGUGGAACAGUUGGGCCGCCACAGCCUGUUUGCUCCUUCCGACUUGAGUCAGUCCCCGAAAUGAACUACGAUGCUUGUGGACCCGAGCCGAAAGGGGAGGUCUGCAUUAAAGGGGAAUCCAACUUCUCUGGAUACUACAAGGAUGACAAGCAAACGAACGAAGUUCUGGAGAAGGAUGGAUGGUUUCACACAGGUGACAUUGGGACCAUCGUCGGUGAUGGCGUUCUCAAGCUCAUCGACAGGAAGAAGAACAUCUUUAAACUCUCACAAGGUGAGUACAUUGCGGUGGAGAUGGUGGAGGGCGUGUACAAGAAAAACCCCAUGGUGGAGCAGCUGUGGGUGUACGGCAACUCGUUCAAGAGCUGCCUGGUGGCCGUCGUGGUGCCCGUGAAGGACAAGCUCAUGGCCUGGGCGUCCCAGCACGGCGUGCAGGGCACUUUCGAGGAGGUUUGCAGGAAUUCUGAUGCAUGCGACCACGUGCUGGAGGUCUUGAACCUGACGGCCACGGAGGCGGCACUGAAGGGCUUCGAGAAGAUCAAGGCCGUGUACCUGGACGCCGUGCUCUUCAGCGUCGAGAACGACUGCCUGACCCCGACCUUCAAGCUGAAGCGCCCCCAACUCCUCAGGAAGUAUGAGAAGGAGAUCGAGGCGCUGUACAGCAGCCUGGGCUGA